Messenger RNA from Capra hircus (goat), 1218 nucleotides. It is a transcript of the gene ARGFX, whose product is annotated as arginine-fifty homeobox. Gene Ontology annotation, biological process: regulation of transcription by RNA polymerase II. Gene Ontology annotation, molecular function: RNA polymerase II cis-regulatory region sequence-specific DNA binding; DNA-binding transcription factor activity, RNA polymerase II-specific. Gene Ontology annotation, cellular component: nucleus. The record is from RefSeq and is a predicted model, not a curated record. NCBI's taxonomy places the organism in Eukaryota, Metazoa, Chordata, Mammalia, Artiodactyla, Bovidae.
AUGACCUAUAACAUAUCCUAUAGUACAGAUCGGCUGGUGAUGGAUUAUUUCAACUUUUCCUGGUUGAGGGGACAGAAGUCACGGGAAAUUCACAGCGGUGGUGUCCUGGGAGAUUUGAGUGAGAAGGGAAUUGUGUUACGUGACCACCUCCUCUCUAUCUCUUGCUCCACAGCAAAAUGGAAGAAGAGUCAUGAACGCACCUCGUUCACCCACACACAGUAUAAGGAGUUGGAGGCUCUGUUUAGCUGCAACAUGUUUCCAGAUAAAAACCUCCAGAGAGAACUUGCUUUAAAACUCAAUCUACCAGAGUCAACAGUAAAGAUUUGGUUCAGGAACCGGCGGUUCAAAAUGAAGAAGCAGCAGCAGCAGCAAGAGCAGCAAUCACUAAAGCCACCAAGCCAGGUCCUUCCAGCCAAGGAUGUGCCCACAGCAUCAACCAGCCCUCAUUCUUUUCUCCUUGAAGUUUCAGAUUCCUAUAACUCCUUCUCAUCUCAGCCCUUAGACCCUUUCCCCUGGGCAGGGGACUCUAUGAUCAUGGAGAUUCCUACAAGUGAUGUCCAAAUGCAAGAUCCUCAAUUGGAGAGGCUAGUGGCCUCAGUUCCUGCUUUGUACUCUGAUGCAUUUGACAUCACCCAAAUCAUGGAACUGUACAGUUUUCCUGAUGAGGAUGACAUCACCAACUCUUCCUUCUAUUCUCUAUAUCAGUAUCUCUAAAUAAUAGAUUCUUCUCUUAUAGUCUUUGCUGAUUCAGCUGUAGGUUUAUUUCCUGAGCAGACCUACUUCAGCGUGACAAGCUGGAGCUUUGCAGUCUAUAGUCCACAGGACAGCCUGGAAUUCCAGAACCCCUCCAUUAUGAGCAGUUUUAAUUUCACAGCAAAAAUGAGGAGAAGGUACGAAGACUUCUGUACUAUAAGAAUUCGGUCCUCUGCAGCAGCCGAUGCGCGCCCAGCCACCUCCGGCAGUCUGCCUGCUCACAACCAAGGGACGCGGGUGCAGCACGUGCUGACUCAGCCCGUGCCGGCAAGUGUGAUAGAGUUAAAAGUUCAGCCAAGGACAUCCUGGGAAGUGGCCUGUGCAGCAAAAAUGAUUCUGCACACUCUGAACUUUGCAGUGUACUGGCUAAUGCCACCAAUGCCAGGAAAAGGAGAUCUACCACCAGACACCCUAAUGCCUGGUUCCUUCCUGCCAGCCUCUGUAACCUCCAGAUGCAUCCCAUAA